CUCUGUUGUUACCAUGGAGACAACUAACAGCUAGUAAGACUGUUCUUGAAGAGGAGAUAUUCGUCUCUAGCUAUCCAGAGAUAUCAGGAUGGAGGUCCUGAGAGAGAAAGUAGAGGAGGAGGAGGCGGCUGAGCGUGAGGAAGCAGCUGAACGGGCAGAACGGGCUGAAAAGAUGGAGAGGAUGACGAAGCCAGCCGAAGUGAGCAAAGAGGAAACCAUCAUGACAGAGGACGAGCUUCGAGACCUGGAUAAGAGGCUCAUGGCCAUCGAGCCCCCCAUUCCAGCUGAGUACCCGAUCAUAAACAAGGCCCUCAUUGACGUCACCAAGCUGCCUCCUUCCUACACUUCCAACUCGCCCAAGGAGGAGCACCUGCUGCUGGUGGCCGACAACUUCUCCCGCCAGUACAGCCACCUGUGCCCGGACCGCGUGCCUCUCUUCUUGCACCCGCUAAAUGAGUGCAACGUGCUUAAGUUUGUGAGUACCACCCUGAGGCCCACACUGAUGCCCUACCCGGAACUCUACAACUGGGACACCUGUGCCCAGUUCGUGUCUGACUUCCUUACCAUGGUCCCUCUGCUGGACCCGCUCAAGCCGCCCACACACCUGUACUCCUCGACCACUGUGCUCAAGUACCAGAAGGGGAACUGCUUCGACUUCAGCAACCUGCUCUGCUCCAUGCUCAUUGGCUCUGGCUACGACGCCUACUGCGUCAACGGCUAUGGCUCCCUGGACCUGUGCCUCAUGGACCUGACCAGGGAAGUGUGCCCGCUCACCGUAAAGGCCAAAGAGGCAGUCAAGAUGGCAGAGAAGACGAUUCCUAAGAAGUACGCCAUCAAACCGCCCCGGGACCUGACCAGCAGGUUUGAGCUGGAGCAGGAGGAAAAGAGAUUGCAGGAGAUCAAGGACCUGGAAGAGAAGCGGCUCAGGGAGGAGGAAGAGCGCCUCCUGGAGGAAGAGAAGUCGAAGCCCGACCCCCUGCAUGGCCUGCGGGUGCAUGCCUGGGUCCUGGUGCUGGCCGGGAAGCGCGAGGUGCCUGAGAGCUUCUUCAUCGACCCACUGACAGCACGCAGCUACAGCACCAAGGAUGAGCACUUCCUGGGCAUCGAGAGCCUUUGGAACCACAAGAACUACUGGAUCAACAUGCAGGACUGUUGGAACUGCUGCAAGGACUUGGUCUUUGACCUGGGAGACCCUGUGAGAUGGGAGUAUAUGCUCUUGGGGACCGAUAAGCCUCACCUGUCCAUGGCUGACGAGGAUGAUGAAGGGCUGGAUGAUGAUGAUGAUAUAGACGACCUGGCCAAAGAGGAGGAGGAUAAGAGCUUCGACAUGCCGCCUUCAUGGGUCUCCCAGAUUGAGAUCACCCCGGAAGAGUUUGAGACCCGCUGCCCCAGUGGAAAGAAGGUGAUACAGUACAAGAAAGCACAACUCGAGAAGUGGGCCCCCUACCUCAACAGCAACGGCCUGGUUACCCGCCUCACCACCUACGAAGACCUACAGUGUACAAAGGUUCUGGAAAUCAAGGAGUGGUACCAGAACCGUGAGGACAUGCUGGAGCUGAAGCACAUAAACAAGACCACAGGCCUGCAGGUGGACUACUUCAAGCCGGGCCAUCCCCAAGCUCUGCGUGUGCACUCAUACAAGUCCAUGCUGCCUGAGAUGGACCGCAUCAUGGAGUUCUAUGAAAAGAUCCGUGUGGAUGGCCUGAUAAAGCGGGAGGAGACGCCCCUGACAAUGACAGAGUGCUAUCAGGGGCGCUCAGACUUCCUCGCCUAUCGCCACAUCAAUUUCGGACCCAGAGUCAAGAAGCUCACCCAGAACAGCGCAGAGUCCAACCCGAGGCCCAUGGUGAAAAUCACAGAGCGGUUCUUCCGCAACCCAGCGAAGCCUGCAGAUGAGGACGUGGCAGAGCGCGUGUUUCUGAUCCUGGAGGAGCGCAUUCAGCUUCGCUACCACUGCCGCGAUGACUACAUCACCUCAUCCAAGCGUGAGUUCCUGCGGCGCACGGAGGUCGACAGCAAAGGCAACAAGAUCAUCAUGACGCCGGACAUGUGCAUCAGCUUCGAGGUGGAGCCAAUGGAGCACACCAAGAAACUUCUCUACCAGUACGAGACCAUGAUUCACCUGAAGAAUGAAGAAAAGCUGUCCCGACAUCAGGCCUGGGAGUCAGAGCUGGAGGUGCUGGAGAUCCUGAAGCUUAGGGAAGAGGAGGAGGAGGCCCACACGCUGACAGUCUCCAUCUAUGACACCAAGCGCAACGAGAAGAGCAAAGAGUAUCGGGAGGCCAUGGAGCGUGUCCUGCAUGAGGAGCACCUGCGGCAAGUGGAGGCCCAGCUGGACUACCUGGCCCCGUUCCUGGCCCAGCUCCCUCCGGGCGAGAAGCUAACACGCUGGCAGGCUGUGCGCCUCAAGGACGAGUGUCUCAGCGACUUCAAGCAGCGCCUCAUCGACAAGGCUAACCUCAUCCAGGCGCGCUUUGAGAAGGAGACUCAGGAACUGCAGAAGAAGCAGCAGUGGUACCAGGAGAACCAGGUGACCCUGACGUCUGAGGACGAAGACCUGUACCUGAGCUACUGCUCUCAGGCCAUGUUCCGCAUCCGCAUCUUGGAACAGCGGCUCAAUCGGCACAAAGAGCUGGCUCCGCUGAAGUACCUGGCGCUGGAGGAAAAGCUCUACAAGGACCCACGCUUGGUAGACUUCGUGAAAGGCUUUGUUUGAUGCCCCUCACGGGACCAUGGCAGAAGCUGCGGGAUAAUGGAGUCCUCCCUUCUCCCCAGCCACCGCAAUCCCCUACCAGCCUCACUGCCACACCACCUCCCUGUCCCUCAAGGUCUCCCUCAAAUAAACACUUCCUAUUUACCACUUAUAUUGCAGGACUCACACCUCCAGUCCCCUCCACCCUUGGUCUUUCCCUGCCAUCUUCUCUGCUGGACUAGCAAGUGUUUACACGUCUCCGGAUGGUUCCACAGCACAGCCAUCUGGUUAGAGCUCAAUGUGGUGAUGGUGGGCCAGCUCAUCAAAUGGGAAUGGCCUGGCCAAGGAGCACAACCCAGGACCGGCUGGCUUGAUGUUAGGGGACAAGGGACUGAAUCCAAGUUCCUCUUCCCUUUACCACCUGGGAAACGGGGCUGGCAUUGUUUCCUGAAGUCAGUGUUAAAGAGGAGAGAGAGCUGGGUCUAGUAGUGCAUGCCUGUAAUCCCAGCAGGAGCUGGAGGCAGAAGGAUCUGGGUUCAAGGUCUGCCUUGGCUAUGUAGGGAAUUUGAGGACAGCCUGGGCUACAUGAGACUGUCUUAAAAAGCAAAAACAAAGUAGAGAAAACCUGGCCUAUAAUCCCCAGGGCAUGGCACAGACAUGGCAAAUGACCUCACAGCAGCUGUGGUUGCCUGCUCAAGCCUGGGCCCGUCAAUAAACAACCAUGGCUCAGGGCGGGCAUGGGGGCCCUUCCUCCCUCUUGAACUACUGGUUACUGAUGAAUUCUGGUGGAGGGGUAGUCAUUGUCUUCACUCAAAGGUGAGCCCACCAGAUCUCAGUGCAUAAUUCCAAACCCAUGGUUAAAACCAGGGGCUCAAGCUACAUGUGGUGGCCCAUGCCUUUAAUCCCAGCUCUUGACCUCUGCCAGUUCAAGGCCAGCCUGGUCUACAUAGUGAGAGCCUGAUCCAGAGAGAGGAGAGAUUUGAGGGACAGAAAUAGGAUGAACUUGAAAGAGCCAAGUAUGCCAAAUCUUGCCUGGUUCUUAGUUAAGAUAUAUCCACACACACACCCCAAGCCCGUGUGUGUGUGUGUGUGUGUGUGUGAGUCUGUCCAUCCAUUCCCUACACUAUCACCAUGCAUUCUGCCAUGUCAUUCUUUGCCUAAUUCCUUUGAGUCAGGUUCCUCCUCAACAGUCCCUAGCAAUCCUCCGCACUGGGGUUACACACGCAGCCAUGCCAGAUUUUUAUGUGGGUGCUGAGGAUUUGAACUCAGGUCCUCAUUCUUGGCACUGCAGUCGCUCCUAAGACCGAACCAUUUCUCGUUUCUAGUAAGUUUUGAUUUUCAGUGCUGUGGUUGAAUCUAGUGCCUCCUCCACACUAGUCAAAGCUCUCUACCACCCGAGCCACAUUCUCAGUCUUGUUCCUACUUAGACGUUAUUGUGUGUACUGGGGAUGAUUAAGGUCAUUUUAAUAUAGUCUACAUGUUAGAGGAUGAAGUUAUUUUAGAGGUGGUGAUAUUGGUCAUGUGACUAAGGACCCCUAAAGAGCCUCAUGCUCAGUGUUGUCGUGAUUGAAAUGUCUUGGGAUAGGUAAUGUUCGAAUACUUGUACAUAGACAAAGUAAACUAGGCAAAACGUGUCAAAAUCAAGAAUUUGACUUUUGUUUCUAAUAAUAAAAAGUUGAGAAGAACAGCAA
Messenger RNA from Peromyscus leucopus (white-footed mouse), 4383 nucleotides. It is a transcript of the gene Drc7, whose product is annotated as dynein regulatory complex subunit 7. Gene Ontology annotation, biological process: flagellated sperm motility. The record is from RefSeq and is a predicted model, not a curated record. The transcript has 18 exons. Lineage: Eukaryota; Metazoa; Chordata; Mammalia; Rodentia; Cricetidae. Bases 89 to 2716 code for a protein of 875 amino acids. Gene Ontology annotation, cellular component: motile cilium.